CUCUAUCCAACAACCAAUCAACGCAUCCGACACUUGUACGCGACAUGAAUAUUAGCCUAACCUGACUAGCCUAACUUUAAAAAUAUGUGCGGUUAAAAUUGAGAUAACGAGUGAGACUCAAAAGAGGCUAGAGAGGUAAAAAGAAGCUGAAAUAAAUGAGUUGUUGGAAUAGUUUGUGAACCAAAUAUAAGAGAAUGGAUCGCACAAGUUUGGGUAGUUCGUUAGGGCGUUCGAUAGCCUCUCCUAGAAAACGAAUGUCGAUAGUGCAAUCAUUGAAGAAAAAUAGUUCUGCAGCAAGUGUUUCUGGGCGCACAAAUCAAUCUGUACAAACAAUAUGCAGAACAGCGAAUCAUACAGUUGAGAGCUUUGGAUCUUCAUUACCAGUUCUAGUCACUGAAGCAUUAACAUUCAUGGAUCGAAAUACAGCUGUUAGUGUUAAUGUAUCUACAGAUGGCUGGGCUUGGCUUGUUUACGGCCGCAAAUUACUUGUGUGGCAGUGUAAAACCACUAUUCACGAUCCCAAGCAAAGAAGAACUUUCAAAACUCAAUGUCGUGAAUUAUUGCUACCUCAGAGUGACUUAGCUCACAAGGCAGAUUGUAUAGCAGUCUGGCUACCUACUGAUCACCAGGUUCCUAGUUGUAUGGCAGUGUCACCAGAAGGAAUAGUACGUUUCUGGGCAAGUGUUGCACAUGAGGGAUCUUCUGUAGAAACUAGUGCAGAGCUUGCAGGACAAGAAGUUGAUUGUCUUAUGUAUGUACCAGGCCAUGGCUGUAUUCUAGCUACUACUACAUGUACAGUAGCACUUUUACAGCCACAAUUUAAUAAUGGGAAAAAUACUAUCACAUGUCAAGUACUGCGAACAAGUCAAGGAUGGCUUGGUGGCAUAGGUCGUAGAAUGACUUCCUUGAUUUUUGGAGCAAUACCACAAUCACCUGUUGCAGAAACGAAAUUAGUGAAAGUUACGUGUACACCAUUGAGUGAAAAGGGUUCAAGAGUUCUCAUUCUUGCUGGUUCUUCUUUGCAAUAUUGGUUUUUUUCUCAUAAUGAACAAGAAAAGAUGGAAUUUGAUGAAGAUAUUACUCAUAUUGUUUUACAAGCAUUUCAAAGAAAACUUUGGGAAUCAAGUCCAUGUAAUCCUCAAAGAAUGAAUACAUGGUUUAUCGAUAUGCAAACGUGCGAGGAAGGAAUAGUCCUUUUAAUGGCGGCUUAUAACGACGAGGUAUCUCUUCAAAUACAUUUUGCACUUGGAUUAAUACCUUUAAGUGGCACAACUUUGUCAAACACGUUUAAAUGGUUCCUAAAGGUUCAGCUUGGUCCACUGUUCUAUGUCGAUGAUAUGGAGAUGAUAGAGUCAACAUUAAGUUCUUAUCGUUUUAUAUUGUCUGGCUGGGAAGCUAUUAUAUAUAAUCAAUAUAAUGUACUUGUGGUUAACACUGCAUCUGAAAUUGAUCAAGAUAAAAUAGAUCUGGUAAGAGGUGGUGAAGACAGUAUACUGGGUGGCGCUUUAUGUUCAGGAACUCCAGUAUUAUUCACAAAGAGUGUUGGUUUAGUGUCUAUUACACCAGUCGACUUUCCGACCCAAGAUUUUAAUACAGGAUACACGGACACUAAUAUAAGUAUGGAUUAUAGCUAUAAAGCGAAUCAAACAGCACAGAAUUUUUCUACUUUGAUAAGUAAUGAAGAACUUCAGGAUAUGUAUUAUAGUUCUGACGGAGCUACGCAAUUACGCACCGCAUUUCUUUUAAGUUUGCGUCAAAAUAAGGCACAAUGCGACGAAAUCCUUUCUCAACUUUUUCCUCUACAAGAGGACCCGGUGAUGGAUAUUGAUGCUACUCUCGACACACUUAUUUUGAAAGUUGCGAAGGAUUUGAUUGAUGAUUAUCCAGCAAAUGAUCCAAGAUGGGCUAAUCAUAGGGAUUUAUCAAUGACAGUAAAUGCAGUCAUCUCCAUGCAAAUACCUCAUCAACUAGAAGGAAAACAAAAAGCAUUAGAUCUUUUUGUACAAUUCUUGAAGGAACAUAAUUUAUGGAGUAGAUUCUGCGCAGUUACAUACAGAGGAACUAUCAUGUCUACGUCGCAUGUACUCGGUGAAUAUGCGGAGAAAAUAGUUGCAGCUUUAACUGUAUAUAAUCUUCAAAAUAGAUAUUCUGAGAUUAUAGAUGCAGUGAUAGGUGAAACAUUGCAGCCAGAAGCUUACGUAUCCGACGAACUUACGGCACGCGACAUAUUUUUCCGCGAAGUGAGCACAGUACAUUUAUUCUUACCAACUUUAGUAAAUAAAGCGAGCGAAGUCACUCAAUCUGAAAGACCUUUGCAACAAGUCGGACAGUACAUUAUGCAAGUUAAUUCUAUUUUAUUGGCUGUGUUACAUGAAGUAGUGAAAUAUCGUCAAUAUAACGCUGAACGGUUUGUUCCUGCAAAAUGUUCAAAUGUGAUAACAGAGUAUCUUCCUUGGACAGCAAAAUCAGGUAAACAUGGCUUAAGGAAUUGUCUCAACACAAUGCAAAGUAUUACUAUUAAACACGGUGUGACAGGGACAAGUGACUCUACCGUUAGAAAUGAAUUGUACGAACAGUUAGUCAGUCUUAUUGAUUUAAUACUGGAUGGAAGGAAAUGUCAUUUGGAAAGCAUUCGUGGCACAGAGAAAUUCGAAAUUCUUUUAAAACAAUACGAGACAGAUCGUGCCAAUUUAAUUCAGCCACUGAUAAAGGAAGAGCAGUAUGAUAACGCUGCAAUGCUCGCUGAAAAGUAUUGUGACUUCCCAUCGCUUGUGCAAAUUUGCGAAUUGACUAACAAUAAAAAUCGACUUGAUGCAUAUAUAGAGAAGUUUGCAGCGCAAGAUUUUGCUGGCUUCUUGUUUUCUUGGUACGUGAAAGAUGGACGCCAAGGACAAUUAGUGGAAAGAUGCAGACGUGGUGGCACUGCAGAAUUAACAGAAAAGUUGUCAGAACAUCCAACUUUGUCCUGGGUACAAUCGGCUCUAACUGAUGAAUUGCGACUCGCUGCCAAUACACUUCAUACCUUGGCAGUUCAAGAAGCUGAGUUGGUUACUCGUAAAAAGUCGAUGCUUUCGUUAGCCAAGUUGGCUUUGCUUGCUUCGGACGAACCGGAAGAUAAAGUAGUAGACAGUGCAAAGAUGAUCGACAAUGAAUUGGCACUCAUAGCUUAUCAGGAAGAUUUACCAACUCAAGUUCUCACAACGUAUGGCUACGAUAUUGAGAAAUUACGAGUACUUGCACCAAGAGAAUUAAUUAUGUUAUACACUUCGAGCGAAAACGUCAUAGCCAAUGAAUAUGACUUCAAGAAAGCUCUCGAUUUACUUGAUUACGUGGAACAAGAGGAGGAUAAAUUGUCUUUGAGAUUACUCGUUUGGGCACGCGCGGCUCGACGGAAUCAGUGGAACACCGUGGAGAAGAAUCCUGAACAACAAGUUCAGGAAACAUUAUUUUUCAAAUUAAUGGACCUUGUGUAUUUUAUGGGCGGCAAAGUAGAGGAAUUUCUGCCAUCAGUUGAUGUACUUCUCAAGGAAUCAGAACUGGAAGAACUCGCUGCAUCAAGUAACUUCCAAUUUCUUAUCAAAUUAAUUUAUGAAUAUGCUUAUCGAAACUAUUAACGCGGAAAGUACUCUUGUAAGUACAGCCAUAGUUUAUAUUUUUGUACACAAUAUUAAUAAAGUAACGAUAUAUCGUUAAAAACGAUAUAUCGUUAAAAAUAUGAAAUUA
Messenger RNA from Odontomachus brunneus, 3723 nucleotides. It is a transcript of the gene Nup133, whose product is annotated as nuclear pore complex protein Nup133. Gene Ontology annotation, molecular function: structural constituent of nuclear pore; protein binding. The record is from RefSeq and is a predicted model, not a curated record. The coding region runs from base 195 to 3614 and encodes 1139 amino acids. Gene Ontology annotation, cellular component: nuclear pore outer ring. Gene Ontology annotation, biological process: protein import into nucleus; transcription-dependent tethering of RNA polymerase II gene DNA at nuclear periphery; poly(A)+ mRNA export from nucleus. Lineage: Eukaryota; Metazoa; Arthropoda; Insecta; Hymenoptera; Formicidae. The transcript is spliced from 19 exons.